Labeo rohita (rohu) is the source of this 2985-nucleotide messenger RNA. RefSeq names its product complement C1q and tumor necrosis factor-related protein 9. The coding region runs from base 51 to 1403 and encodes 450 amino acids. The transcript is spliced from 5 exons. Gene Ontology annotation, molecular function: protein binding. NCBI's taxonomy places the organism in Eukaryota, Metazoa, Chordata, Actinopteri, Cypriniformes, Cyprinidae. The record is from RefSeq and is a predicted model, not a curated record.
GGACAUCAGAGAUUUUUUCACACACUUAACUUGGACUAAGGAAGAGUGAGAUGCUACAUCACUGGAACAUGGAUGUGAGGAGUAUCGUGGGGGUGUUGGUUUGUUUGUCUUUCGGCCAGUGUUUCUCAAUUCCUGAAUUCCGUGCAACAGAGUCAGGGUUAAUGCCCACUGACAACGUGACGCAGGGGGGAUUCGCAGAGCCGGAUUUAUCCUAUUGUCAGAUGAUUCUGGAAGCUCAAGUUCCACCCACAGCUGACCAGGUACCCUGGUUCUGCAUCUGUUCCGCUUGUUCCGGAAACCAAGGCCAGAAGGGAGACAGAGGCGACCGUGGACUGCCAGGAGUUCCUGGUAGUCCAGGUCCAAGAGGCCUCACUGGGCUUCCUGGCCGUCCAGGAUUUACAGGACGUCCUGGGAUAAAGGGUGAGAAAGGCGACGCAGGAGAUAAGGGUGACGCUGGUCCUGCUGGAGUUUCAGGGCCGAAGGGAGACAGGGGAUUCAAAGGCGAGAAGGGUGACCGUGGCGUGGAUGGUCCUAUGGGAGAACAGGGUCCAAAGGGAGAAGAUGGUCAGUGCCCGGAUACCUGUGAGCCCGUACCAGGGCCGGCAGGCGAGCCGGGUCUUCCCGGCCCUGCAGGUGCGCGAGGGUUACCUGGGCUGAAUGGAGAGCCUGGUCCCAAAGGGAUGAAGGGCGAUCCUGGUGUGGCAGGAGAGCCUGGCGUUCCAGGUGCCCAUGGGGAGAAAGGUGACCAAGGUCCACAGGGCCUGUGCGAUUGUAAGGAUGGGGCUCCAGGAGCCCAGGGUCAAACAGGAGAAAAGGGUGAAAAGGGAGACGUUGGUCCAACAGGGCCGCAGGGUCCGACUGGUGCCACAGGACAUAAAGGUGAUCAGGGAGACAUGGGAAUGACCGGCAUACCCGGACCUUGUUCACCCACCGUGCAAUCUGCUUUCUCUGCCGCUUUACUCACUGCCUAUCCUUCACCGAGCCGCCCAGUAUCUUUCAAACGCGUCAUCUACAACAUAAACCUGCACUACAACCCUGAUAACGGCGUCUACACUGCGCCGGUUAACGGAACCUACGUGUUUAGCUACCAUCUGCAAGUGUCCACCCGUAUGCUAAAGGUCGGACUCUUCCACAAUUUCGAGGCUGUGGUGAGGACAACUACACCGGUGGACAUGAACACCGCCUCUCAGCAGGUGGUGAUGAGUCUGAGCCAGGGUGACUGGGUGUGGGUGCAGGUGAAAGAUACCACCACUAAUGGCAUGUUCACCGGCACUGAGGCCAGCAGCACUUUCAGCGGGUUUUUGUUGUACCCAGACAAAUGUGAUGACAUGAUUGGAAGAGAUUUCUCUGAAAACUAUUCAAAGGAGUUUCCUGAUCAUGAUAUUUACUGGGGAACUCCGUAGAGACCCACAUGUAUACCUUACCCUCUUACCCUACACCUUAAACCCUUAACCAUAUACAGACAAGGGUAGCCAAUAUUGCUCCUGGAGGGGUACCAUCCUGCAGACUUUAGCUCCAGUCCUAUUCAAACUCAACAGCUAAUCAAGGUGCUCAGGGUUAUGUGAAAGUAACAGGCAGGAGUGUUGAAGCAGGGUUGGAACUGAAGACUGCAGGAAGGUGGCUCUCCAAGAGCAGGGUUGGAGACCCCUGGCCUUAAACUCUAAACUCUUAAUCUAAACCCAGAAUUCUAAACCUAAAUUUGACCCAUUUCCUAGACCAACACCCAACAUUCUAAACCUUCAACCAAACUAAACUACACCCAACAUUCUAUACCUAAACUCAACUCUAGGUCUACGUCCUAGACCUGCACCCUAGACCUACACCCAACAUUCUAAACCUAAACUUUAAUUGACUCCAUAGACCAAACUCUACUCUAGGUCUAACUCCUAGACCUGCACCCUAAUCUGUUAACCUUCACCCAUACUUUAUCUGCUCCCUAGACUUACACCCAGUAUUCUAAGCCUAAACUUCAACUGACUUCCUAGACCAAACUCUACUCUAGGUCUACUCCCAAGACCUGCACCCCUAAUCUGUUUACCUACACCCAAUAUUCCAAACCUUUACCCAAACUUUUACCUACACCCAACAUUCUAAACCUAAACUUUAAUUGACUCCCUAGACAUGCACCCUAAGCUAUUAACCUGCACCCAACAUUCUAAACCUAAACUAAACUACACCCUAGACCAGUGAUCUCAAACUCAAUUCCUGGAGUGCCACAGUUCUGCACAGUUUUGCUCCAACCCUAAUCAAGCACUUAAGGAUUACUAGAAACUUUCAACCAGGUGUAAGUUGGAGCUGGUUGGAGCUAAACUAUGCAAAACUGUGGCCCUCCAGGAAUCAAGCUUGAGACCACUAACCUAGACCUACACCCAACAUUCUAUACCUAAACUCUACUCUAGGUCUACUUCUUAGCCCUAAACCCCAAACUGUUAACCUACAUCCAACAUUCUAAACCUUCACCCAAACUUUUAUCUACACCUAGACCUAUACCCAACAUUCUAAACCUAAACUUUUUAAAACUCCCUAGACCUGCACCCUAAUCUGUUAACCUACACCCAACAUUCUAAACCUUUACCCAAAUUUUUGUCUAUAGCCUAGACCAGGGGAGCCUAAACUCAGUCCUAGAGGGCUGGUGUCCUGCAGAGUUUAGCUACAAUUUGCCUCAACACACCUGCCAGGAAGUUUCUAAUAUUCCUAGUAAGACCUUGAUUAGCUGGUUCAGGUGUGUUUAAUUGGGGUUGGAACUAAACUCUGCAGGAGAGUGGCCAUUCAAGACCGAGUUUGGGCACCCCUACCCUAGACCUACACCCAACAUUCUAUACCAAAAACUCUACUCUAGGUCUACUUCCUAGACCUAAACCCUAAACUGUUAAUCUACAUCCAACAUUCUAAACCUUCACCCAAACUUGUAUCUACACCCUAGACCUACACCCAACAUUCUAAACCUAAACUUUUAUCAACUCCCUAGGCCUGAACCGUAGACUC